Mugil cephalus (flathead mullet) is the source of this 2334-nucleotide messenger RNA. It is a transcript of the gene grxcr1b, whose product is annotated as glutaredoxin and cysteine rich domain containing 1 b. The record is from RefSeq and is a predicted model, not a curated record. Gene Ontology annotation, biological process: sensory perception of sound. Lineage: Eukaryota; Metazoa; Chordata; Actinopteri; Mugiliformes; Mugilidae. Bases 78 to 587 code for a protein of 169 amino acids. The transcript is spliced from 2 exons.
UUCAGCUCAUUUUGACACGUCAAUGAGGAUAUUAUUGUUGGAUAAUUGCAUACCACUAUGGCUAUGGCUGAAAGAGCAUGUCUGGCUUUUCUGAAUGGGAUGUAAAACAUGUAAGAGAUACUUUUAUUUCCAUGGAGGGGCCAAAACAAGAGAAAGAAAAGGCUGGGAAAACGGUGAGGUUUAGAGUAGCGGCUGCCAACAGUGGCCGGGUCCUUGCGGAGGUGUUCAAGGAUGAGAGAACCUGGUGUGGCUCAGUGUCGGAGUCGGUGGACUCUGACAGCACCAGUAACCCAGAGGCAGAGCAGGGCGGCUCACUCCCGGCCAGCGAGGCCAACAGUCACCUGAACGGUCUGGUGGUGGAAAGUCCUGUGGACGAGAACGGCUGUGAACCUGAUGACCUGCUUCUGUACGCCAGUGCCAAGAGAGAGAUGCUCUUCAGCAACAAGCGGAUAAAUAUCUGCAGCAAGAACGGGACCAUACGAGGAGUGAGGAACAAAGUGAGCGCUGGACAAGUGCUUUUUAACAACCUCUCUAACGUGUACUCUGGUUCCCUGCGUCAUCAGAAAAGGAGACCAUGGGAAAAAUAAAUAGUGUGUGAUCAGCAAGGAGAUAUGACCCAGACGCCCUCGUUUGCUCCACCCUGUGCAAAUUCUUUCAUUCAGAGUCAUCCAGCUGACAAGGUCUUAAUGAUACGUAGCAAAUAAUGCACUAUAUGAUGUGGUGCAUUAUUGUAUAUAGUUUAAUUGUUGCACAUUUGUCAUUUAACUCCAUCUUUUAUAACCACUGCAACUUCUCUGAAAUGGAACAAUGCUAAAUAUGUGAACAUCAACAAAACAUUGUUUACAUGCACGUUUCAAUAAAUGCAUGCAACAAAUACAUUCACUCAGUGCGCUGAGACUUUAAUGUGUUUCCAAAAAGAUUUUUGUAUUUUUUUUAAGAUGUUCUAACUUUAAUUGAGACCCAAAAUUUCAUAUGAUUUUUGAUAUUUGCUGGAUUCUCUUUCACGGCUUGUUGCUGAAUUACGUGUGUUUUUGUAAGCAUUUUAUAACGUUGUUCACACUAGACUGGGCUUGCCAUCAUGUUCAGUGUAUAGUUGACAUAUAGUAAUUUACUGUUUCUGAUUUGUUAUAAAUACAUUUAUUAAAUGCUUGCAGAUAUGUUUUGCAUCAUGUGUACUAUGUGGGUAGCUUUUUAUUCUUUUUCUUUUUAACAAGCACUCAACAUAAGAAGUGGCUCAUUUUAAUUUUUUAAAGUCAGCUACAGAUAUAAAACUUAAUCUGUAUAUGUCCAGUUUUGAGAUUAUAUAAACUGCGAGUCAAGACUCAUUGUCAUGCUACUUUAUUUUAGAUAACAGCUUGUAGGAUAUCUUUACUGGACAGAAAAUGAUCACGUGUUACAAAAACCUGGAUGAUUUUGUUUAACCCUCUGGGUCAAACGCUCAUCUCAAAUGUUUCUUUAUCACAUCCUUUUAUAUAAAAGUGGUCUACUGCCCAUGAAUUCUGCAAAGAAGUAUCCAGUAUAUAAUAACUAGGUGGGAAGAAGUUGGCUUAUAAUGUGUAACACAGAAUUAAGUGAUACAUUUCAUUUUAGGCUUUAUAAAUAGUCAAACAGACAGGUCAUUUUUUUUUAUCCGGGAUAAAAGUUGCAUUGCAUGUUCAACAAUACGAUUGUUAAGCAGUGCUCCGCUCACGUCAUAAAGCCCAAUUCACCAUCUUAUAAAAUAUAUUUAAUUUAACAGAUUUGUUAAGAUGUCAGGUUCAAAACCUGAUUUCUUCCGUUCAGUUUUGUUUAUAUUGCACCAAAUUAUAAUAUACUCAUCUCAGGGUGAUUUGCAUAAUGAGAUCUAGGCCUUGCAACAUAAUGGAGAAAAACACAAUAAUUCCCCUUCAGGCAGCACUUGGAGACAGUGGGGGCACAGAGGUAAUAAGAUGCAAUAAUAACGCUCAUACAGUGAACGGAUGGAGGGGCAAAGAGUGGAGAGCUGAAUUAGGUGCAGACACAGUCAUGAUAUACAGUACUAGAGAGGCUUUAGGUAAGCCUGCACUUUGAGAGUGAGAGUGACCUAUUGGGGUGAAAAAAUAGAUUACAUUUGACCAAAGUGGGUGCUGCAUUUUGUCUUUCUUCCUUUCUUUCUUUUUAACAAUGCAAUUACAUGCUUCUUAGGUGGAGUUAUUGCAUGCAAACGUUAUGAUUAGUUUAUAAGUUUAUAUAAUAUAGUACUUUAUUAUGUAUUAAAUUAUCAGAAUAUAAAUGAUUAAAAUCUGUCUUAGUAAUUCAAUGGUUUGCAACUGAUUAUUUUCAUUAAUGAUAGCCUAUGCCUGGUGAUUAUUUUUG